AGCUCAACCGAUCUGGGAUUGAGACUGCAUACCUGGUACCUUAAUCAUGUUAUUCCUACGGUCUCGCUACCUCUUGCCGUUCUCGAAAAGGCUCUUUUCCACCUCUACUCGCCGUGAUGCCACGUGGGGAUUUGUUGGACUCGGGCAAAUGGGAUACCCUAUGGCUCGGAAUCUACGUGUCAAGGCCUCCGCCGACGAUAUGCUUGUUAUCUUCGAUGUGAACAAGGAUGCGACGACGCAGUUUGUGGACGAAUUAGGCUUGACGUCUAAGAAAAUUGUUGUCGCGGGCAAGCUCGAGGAGGUUGUGGAUAGGAGUGACACAAUUAUAACUAUGCUCCCUCAGCCACAGCAUGUUAAAACUGUUUUUAGUUCUUUCCUUAAUGUAUCUUCUAGCCCUGCUGGAAAGGAGCAAAAACUCUUCAUCGAUUGCUCGACAAUCGACAUAUCUACCUCUCUUUCAGUCGGCAAGUCCGUGUGCGAGUCUGCUCUCAAUGGACAGUUUGUCGAUGCACCCGUAUCCGGAGGAACUGUUGGAGCGGCUGCGGGGACGUUAACCUUUAUGGUUGGAUCUGAGCCGGCACUCCUGCCCAGGAUUAUGUCUCUCCUUUCCCGCAUGGGUAGUCGCGUUAUCCAUUGCGGACCGCCCGGUGCCGGGUUGGCAGGGAAAUUGUCCAAUAACUACCUUCUCUCUAUAACCAAUAUCGCUACUGCCGAAGCGAUGAAUCUUGGGAUCAAAUUGGGAUUAGAUAGCAAGGUGUUGAAGGACCUUAUCAAUGUCUCUUCUGGAAGGUGUUGGAGCAGCGAAGUCAACAAUCCCGUUGAUACAGCACAGAGGGAAUUUAAGGGAGGAUUUGGGGUUUCUCUUAUGAAGAAGGAUCUUAAGCUUGCCAUCCAAGCUGCUGAAGAGACUGGAGCGAAAUUGGCCAUGGGUGAGAAGGCAAAGGAGGUUUAUGAAGCUGUCGAAGGGGUCGAGGAAUGCAAGGGGAGAGAUUUUUCGGUAGUUUACAGAUGGCUGGGGGGAGAGGAGGGGAAAAUGUAA
Messenger RNA from Tuber melanosporum (Perigord truffle), 1039 nucleotides. RefSeq lists its product as uncharacterized. The record is from RefSeq and is a predicted model, not a curated record. Gene Ontology annotation, biological process: L-valine catabolic process. Gene Ontology annotation, cellular component: mitochondrion. Gene Ontology annotation, molecular function: 3-hydroxyisobutyrate dehydrogenase activity; NAD binding; NADP binding. The transcript is spliced from 2 exons. The coding region runs from base 149 to 1039 and encodes 296 amino acids. NCBI's taxonomy places the organism in Eukaryota, Fungi, Ascomycota, Pezizomycetes, Pezizales, Tuberaceae.